Molecule: messenger RNA, 11323 nt
Organism: Colius striatus (speckled mousebird)
Lineage: Eukaryota; Metazoa; Chordata; Aves; Coliiformes; Coliidae
Gene: ABCA7
Product: ATP binding cassette subfamily A member 7
Biological process (GO): lipid transport; transmembrane transport; actomyosin structure organization
Cellular component (GO): membrane; intracellular membrane-bounded organelle
Molecular function (GO): ATP binding; actin binding; ABC-type transporter activity
Source: RefSeq, a predicted model, not a curated record
CGGGGGUCUCUUAAAGGGGCCGCAGCGUAGCAGCCCCGGGCGGGCAGAGGCGGCAGCGGGGCGCCCGUCGCCGUGUGCCCGAACCCCGCCGCGGUGCCGGAGGCUCGAGGCCGCGGGAGGCUGAAGGAAAGGACAGGCCACCAGAGCUGAGCAGGGCACAGGGCACGUGCCCCCUGCACCCCCAUCAUGGCCAUGGGCACCCAGCUGUGGUUGCUGCUAUGGAAGAACUUCACCUACCGCCGGCGGCAGCGGAUCCAGCUGGCCAUCGAGCUCCUGUGGCCCCUCUUCCUCUUCUUCAUCUUGAUCUCAGUGCGGCAGUCUCACCCACCCUUCAAGCAGCACGAAUGUCACUUCCCCAACAAGGCCCUGCCCUCAGCCGGGACCCUGCCCUGGCUCCAGGGCAUCAUCUGCAACAUGAACAACCCCUGCUUUCGGCACCCAACGGCAGGAGAGACCCCCGGCGUGGUGGGCAACUUCGACGGCUCUAUCCUCUCCCGCCUGCUGACCGAAGCCCGGCGGGUCCUGCUCCGCACCGACGGGCGGCGGCUCCUGCGCGACUUCGCUCAGCUGCUGCCAGCCCUGCGCCGGCUCUGGGACAGCGGGGCGAGGGCGCUGCCGGUCCGGGACUACCUGAGACACAACGAGACCUUCUCGCGGUUCCUCCGGACCAACACAUCUCUGCCGCCGGCACUGGCGGACGAGCUGAUGGGAGCUCGGCUCAGCCCCCGUGUCCUCUCCCUGGUUGGCACCCGUCUGCCGCUGAAAGCCGUGGUCUGCAAUGCCUCCGAGCUUGGGGGCUUCCUGAAUGGGAGCGAUGCCACCUCCACCCAGCGACUGCAGAGAGGGCUCUGUGCCCUGCCCGACCCCCAGCUCCGUGCCAUGGAGGGCUCCUUCCUCUCCCAGCUUGACUUCCCCCGGCUGCUGGCGGAGCAGCUGAGCUCACGGUCGGGCAACAUCGCUGGCACUGUGGAAGCCCUGGGCACCUUCCUGCGGGGUGCAGCAUCCCUGAUGGAGGAGGUCUCCUCCAUGAGCAGCCUCGCUGAGCUGCAGCAGGAGCUCAGGGCCCUGACAGCCCCCAAUGCCAGCACCAUCGGCUUGGGCACCUUUGGGACCCUGUCACGCAUCGCCUGUGGCCACCCUGAGGGUGGGGGGCUCCGGGUCCCCUCCCUCAACUGGUACGAGGACAAUGACAAUGUCAAAGCCUUCCUGAACCGCAACAGCUCGGAGGAGCAGAGAGCCACAGCCCCGGGCAGUGCCAGCAGUCCCUUCUGCCGAGAGCUGCUCCACAGCCUGAAGUCCAACCCGCUGUCACAGAUCUUCUGGCGAGGGAUCAAACCCCUCCUGACGGGGAAGAUCCUGUACGCGCCGUCCGGCCCCGGCCCCGACAGCAUCAUGGCCGAGGUGAAUCGGACCUUCCGGGAGCUGGCGGUGCUGGGGGAGGUGGGAGGUGCCUGGCAGGAGCUGGGACCCCACAUCUACAGCUUCUUCAACAGCAGCGUGGAGAUGCAGGUCCUCAGGGAGCUGCUGCUGGCCCCGGGGAUGGAUCAGCUCCUGGGUGGGUUCCUCAAUGGCACCUCCUGGAAGCUGCCGGCGCUGGCUGCGUUCCUGGGGGUGCCAGAGGCAGGGCCUGGGCUCACCUGGCACCAGGUCUAUGCCGAUGCUGACCUGGUCCUGAGCACCUUGUCACAAUUCAUGGAGUGUAUCUCCCUGGACAAGAUCGAGGCGGUGGCCACCGAGGAGCAGCUGGUGGGCCGGGCUCUGGAGCUGCUGGAGAAGCAGCAGUUCUGGGCAGCUGUGGUCUUCCAGCCUCCCAUCAACGCCACAGCCACGGCACUGCCCACCCACAUCCGCUACAAGAUCCGCAUGGACAUCGACGACGUCACCAGGACCAACAAGAUCAAGGACAGGUUUUGGGACCCAGGCCCUGCAGCCGACCCCUUCAGCGACCUGCGCUACGUCUGGGGGGGGUUUGUGUACGUGCAGGACCUGGUGGAGCAGGCGGUGGUGCGGCUGCAGACUGGGGCUGCCCCCCGGACCGGGGUCUACGUCCAGCAGAUGCCCUACCCCUGCUACGUGGAUGAUGUGUUCCUGCGGGUGCUGAACCGCUCGCUGCCCCUUUUCAUGACGCUGGCCUGGAUUUACUCGGUGGCCAUGAUCAUCAAGGGGGUGGUGCACGAGAAAGAGACGCGUCUCAAGGAGACCAUGAAGACCAUGGGGCUGAGCAGCGGGAUCCUCUGGCUCAGCUGGUUCCUCAGCAGCUUCAUCCCCUUCCUCCUCAGCUCUGCCCUCCUCGUCCUCAUCCUCAAGCUGGGAAACAUCCUGCCCUACAGCAACCCAGCCAUCAUCUUCCUCUUCCUUGGCACCUUCUCAGUGGCCACCAUCAGCCAGUGCUUCCUCAUCAGCACCUUCUUCUCCCGUGCCAACCUGGCCUCGGCUUGUGGUGGCAUCAUCUACUUUUCCCUCUACCUGCCCUACGUGCUGUGCAUCGCCUGGCGUGACCACAUCACCUUCCCAUUCCGUGUCGUCGUGAGUUUGCUGUCACCAGUGGCCUUUGGCUUCGGCUGUGAGUACUUCUCCCUCUACGAGGAGCAGGGGGUGGGCAUCCAGUGGUACAAUCUGGGUGCCAGCCCGGUGCCAGGAGACCCCUACAACUUUGCCACAGCCAUGGGGCUGCUGUUGUUGGAUGCUAGCCUCUAUGGCCUGGCUACCUGGUACCUGGAAGGUGUCUUCCCAGGUCAGUAUGGGAUCCCCAAGCCUUGGAAUUUCCCCUUCCUCAAGAGCUACUGGCUUGGAGAGCCGUCCUCAUCUGGGCACCCCCCCAUACCCCACGCUUGCUGCGUCCCAAGUUUUGGUGGAGGACCCACCUGCCCAUCACCAGCCCGGUGUCUCCAUCUGCGACCUGGUGAAGAUUACCGCAACAGCGGCCGCGUGGCCGUCAACAAGCUGACCCUGAACUUCUACGAGGGGCUGAUCACCCCCUUCCUGGGUCACAACGGGGCUGGCAAGACCACCACCAUGUCCAUCCUGACUGGCCUCCUGCCCCCCACCUCGGGCACUGCCUAUGUCCUGGACAUGGACAUCCGCUCUGAUAUCGACAGCAUCCGCAAGACCAUGGGCACGUGCCCUCAGCACAACGUGCUCUUCGACAUCCUGACAGUGGAGGAGCACAUCUGGUUCUACGGGCGGCUGAAGGGGCUGUCGGAGGAGAGGGUGAAGGAGCAGAUGGAGCAGCUGAUUCAGGACAUGGGGCUUGCCCACAAGCGCCAGGAGCAGACCAGGAACCUCUCUGGUGGGAUGCAGAGGAAGCUCUCGGUGGCCAUCGCCUUUGUGGGGGGUCCCCGGGUGGUCAUCCUGGAUGAACCCACAGCCGGUGUCGACCCCUACUCCCGCCACAGCAUCUGGGAGCUGCUGCUCAAGUACCGCAAAGGCCGCACCAUCAUCCUGUCCACACACUACAUGGACGAGGCGGAGCUGCUGGGGGACCGCAUCGCCAUCAUCUCCCAGGGGCAGCUCUGCUGCUAUGGGUCCCCCCUCUUCCUCAAAGCCAAGCGGGGCACCGGCUACCACCUCACCCUGGUGAAGCGGGAGAGGGUUGGGAUGGGCAGCAGCACCGGCACCGUCCCUGGCACCACCAAAAAGGAUGGCAGCGACUCGGAGCGCAGCAGUGACACGGGCCUGGGCAGCGAGCGGGGCAGCGAGGCCAGCGCCGUGGAUGUGGCCCAGCUGUCAGCACUCAUCCAGAAGCUGGUGCCCGGCUCCCAGCUGGUAGAGGACAUCGGGCACGAGCUGCUCUUCGUCCUGCCCUACAGCGGGGCCAAGGAUGGGGCCUUUGGGGACCUGUUCCGGGAGCUGGAUGCCCGCCUGGGGGAACUGGGCAUCUCCAGCUAUGGCAUCUCUGACACCACUCUGGAAGAGAUCUUUCUGAAGAUGACCCAAGAUGCUGAGGUGGACUCUGGCACAGCAGGCACCAGGAGAGAAGCAGCCCCUGGCAAGGGGGGAGAUGCUGAAGUGGCCAAUGGGGAGCUGGAGGAGCCCCAGGAGACAGACCUGCUGCGGGGGGCGUGCGGGGAGGUCUGCGGCAGGGUGCGGGGCUGGGCGCUCACCCGCCAGCAGCUCCGCGCCCUCUUCAUCAAGAGGAUGCUCCACGCCCGACGCAGCACCCGGGGCUUCUUCGCGCAGAUCGUCCUGCCCGCCGUGUUCGUCUGCAUCGCGCUGCUCUUCAGCCUCAUCGUGCCGCCUUUCGGGACGUACCCGCCGCUGCGGCUCCAGCCCUGGAUGUACGGGCACCAGCUCACCUUCUUCAGCAACGAUGCCCCGGGGGACCCCGACACGGCUCAGCUCCUGGCUGCUCUGCUGGCCGAGCCAGGCUUUGGCACCAAGUGCAUGAAGGAUGCUGGCGAGAUGACAGAGCCGUGCCCACCAGCUUCCCACCCCGAUGGCUUCUCACCCCCCCUGGUCUCCCCAGCCUUGCUGGAAGCCCUGCAAAGCAGGAACUGGACUCAGGCUGAGCCAUCCCCACCAUGCCAGUGCAGUGGGCCAGGGGCUCACAGGAUGCUGCCCAACUGCCCUGAGGGGGCUGGGGGGCUCCCACCACCCCAGGUGCAGAGGGGCACAGGUGACAUCCUGCAGAACCUGACGGGCCGGAACAUCUCUGACUACCUGGUGAAGACCUACCCCCAGAUCAUCCGUCAGGAGCUGAGGAACAAGAAGUGGGUGAAUGAGCAGAGGUAUGGUGGCUUUUCUCUGGGUGCUGGUGGCUCUCAGGCGCUGCCAUCAGCAGUGGAGGUGGAUGAGGCUGUGCUGGAGCUCCGGGCACUGUUCAAUGUCACCCCGGGCAGCCCCUCAGACCGGCUCCUGGGCAACCUCAGCCGCUUCAUCGAGGGCUUGGAUGCUCGCAAGAACAUCAAGGUGUGGUUCAACAACAAGGGCUGGCAUGCCAUGGUCUCCUUCCUCAACGUGGCCAGCAACGGGCUCCUGCGUGCCCGGCUGCCAGCCAGCACUGACCCCACGCUCUACGGCAUCACGGCCACCAACCACCCGCUCAACCUCACCAAGGAGCAGCUCUCAGAGGCCGCCCUGAUGGCCACCUCGGUGGAUGUGCUGGCCAAGACGAAGGGGCUGCAGAGUGGCGUGGACAUCGGUGUGAAGUACUCGGAGAAGCAACAGAGGAACUUUGAUGAGGCCAAGAUGGAAGCUGGGGCAGUAUGGGGCACGAACAAGUGUGCCAGCCAGUCUGGCAUGACAGCCUAUGGCACCAGGAGACACCUGUAUGACCCCAAGAACCAGAUCCUGCCUCCCAUGGACCACUCCACCAUCAGCCUCCAGAUGGGCACCAACAAGUGUGCCAGCCAGAUGGGCACCAACCAGGGUGCCAACCAGAGCGGUCAGGUCUUCGGCCUCGGCCGCCAGAUCUACGACCCCCAACCCCCGGAGCCCAAGGAUCGAGGUGAGGGGGGAAGUCUCAGCCCACCCCAGAGCGCGCUGCAAGCCGCGAUCCGCCGCUCGCAAGGGCGAGGGUUGUCCCCCGUCAUCCCCCUGUCCCCGUCACCCCCCUCCCGGUCUGUCCGUCUGUCCGUGACUCGCAGCGCGGGGCUCGCUGCGUGCGGCAGUCUCACCCCACCCUUCAAGCAGCACGAAUGUCACUUCCCCAACAAGGCCCUGCCCUCAGCCGGGACCCUGCCCUGGCUCCAGGGCAUCAUCUGCAACAUGAACAACCCUGCUUUCGGCACCCAACGGCAGGAGAGACCCCCGGCGUGGUGGGCAACUUCGACGGCUCUAUCGCUGCCGGUCCGGGACUACCUGAGACACAACGAGACCUUCUCGCGGUUCCUCCGGACCAACACAUCUCUGCCGCCGGCACUGGCGGACGAGCUGAUGGGAGCUCGGCUCAGCCCCCCGUGUCCCAUCGCUGAGCUGCAGCAGGAGCUCAGGGCCCUGACAGCCCCCAAUGCCAGCACCAUCGGCUUGGGCACCUUUGGGACCCUGUCACGCAUCGCCUGUGGCCACCCUGAGGGUGGGGGGCUCCGGGUCCCCCUCCCUCAACUGUACGAGGACAAUGACAAUGUCAAAGCCUUCCUGAAACCAUCUUCUGGCGAGGGAUCAAACCCCUCCCUGACGGGGAAGAUCCUGUACGCGCCGUCCGGCCCCGGCCCCGACAGCAUCAUGGCCGAGGUGAAUCGGACCUUCCGGGAGCUGGCGGUGCUGGGGGAGGUGGGAGGUGCCUGGCAGGAGCUGGGACCCCACAUCUACAGCUUCUUCAACCAGCAGCGUGGAGAUGCAGGUCCUCAGGUGUAUCUCCCUGGACAAGAUCGAGGCGGUGGCCACCGAGGAGCAGCUGGUGGGCCGGGCUCUGGAGCUGCUGGAGAAGCAGCAGUUCUGGGCAGCUGUGUCUUCCAGCCUCCCAUCAACGCCACAGCCACGGCACUGCCCACCCACAUCCGCUACAAGAUCCGCAUGGACAUCGACGACGUCACCAGGACCAACAAGAUCAAGGACAGGUUUUGGGACCCAGGCCCUGCAGCCGACCCUUCAGCGACCUGCCGCUACGUCUGGGGGGGGUUUGUGUACGUGCAGGACCUGGUGGAGCAGGCGGUGGUGCGGCUGCAGACUGGGGCUGCCCCCCCGGACCGGGGGUCUACGUCCAGCAGAUGCCCUACCCCUGCUACGUGGAUGAUGUUCCUGCGGGUGCUGAACCGCUCGCUGCCCCUUUUCAUGACGCUGGCCUGGAUUUACUCGGUGGCCAUGAUCAUCAAGGGGGUGGUGCACGAGAAAGAGACGCGUCUCAAGGAGACCAUGAAGACCAUGGGGCUGAGCAGCGGGAUCCCUCUGGCUCAGCUGCUGGGAAACAUCCUGCCCUACAGCACCCAGCCAUCAUCUUCCUCUUCCUUGGCACCUUCUCAGUGGCCACCAUCAGCCAGUGCCUUCCUCAUCAGCACCUUCUUCUCCCGUGCCAACCUGGCCUCGGCUUGUGGUGGCAUCAUCUACUUUUCCCUCUACCUGCCCUACGUGCUGUGCAUCGCCUGGCGUGACCACAUCACCUUCCCAUUCCGUGUCGUCGUGAGUUUGCUGUCACCAGUGGCCUUUGGCUUCGGCUGUGAGUACUUCUCCCUCUACGAGGAGCAGGGGGUGGGCAUCCAGUGGUACAAUCUGGCCAUGGGGCUGCUGUUGUUGGAUGCUAGCCUCUAUGGCCUGGCUACCUGGUACCUGGAAGGUGUCUUCCAGUUUUGGUGGGAGGACCACCUGCCCAUCACCAGCCCGGUGUCUCCAUCUGCGACCCUGGUGAAGAUUUACCGCAACAGCGGCCGCGUGGCCGUCAACAAGCUGACCCUGAACUUCUACGAGGGGCUGAUCACCCCCUUCCUGGGUCACAACGGGGCUGGUCCAUCCUGCCUGGCCUCCUGCCCCCCACCCUCGGGCACUGCCUAUGUCCUGGACAUGGACAUCCGCUCUGAUAUCGACAGCAUCCGCAAGACCAUGGGCACGUGCCCUCAGCACAACGUGCUCUUCGACAUCCUGACAGUGGAGGAGCACAUCUGGUUCUACGGGCGGCUGAAAGGGGCUGUCGGAGGAGAGGGUGAAGGAGCAGAUGGAGCAGCUGAUUCAGGACAUGGGGCUGCCCCACAAGCGCCAGGAGCAGACCAGGAACCUCUCUGCCCGGGUGUCGACCCCUACUCCCGCCACAGCAUCUGGGAGCUGCUGCUCAAGUACCGCAAAGGCCGCACCAUCAUCCUGUCCACACACUACAUGGACGAGGCGGAGCUGCUGGGGGACCGCAUCGCCAUCAUCUCCCAGGGGCAGCUCUGCUGCUAUGGGUCCCCCCUCUUCCUCAAAGCCAAGCGGGGGCACCGGCUACCACCUCACCCUGGUGAAGCGGGAGAGGGUUGGGAUGGGCAGCAGCACCGGCACCGUCCCUGGCAACCACCAAAAAGGAUGGCAGCGACUCGGAGCGUCAGCAGUGACACGGGCCUGGGCAGCGAGCGGGGCAGCGAGGCCAGCGCCGUGGGGGUGAGGGGUCCUGGAUGUGGGCCCCAGCUGUCAGCACUCAUCCAGAAGCUGGUGCCCGGCUCCCAGCUGGUAGAGGACAUCGGGCACGAGCUGCUCUUCGUCCUGCCCUACAGCGGGGCCAAGGAUGGGGCCUUUGGGGACCUGUUCCGGGAGCUGGAUGCCCGCCUGGGGGAACUGGGCAUCUCCAGCUAUGGCAUCUCUGACACCACUCUGGAAGAGAUCUUUCUGAAGAUGACCCAAGAUGCUGAGGUGGACUCUGGCACAGCAGGCACCAGGAGAGAAGCAGCCCCUGGCAAGGGGGGAGAUGCUGAAGUGGCCAAUGGGGAGCUGGAGGAGCCCCAGGAGACAGACCUGCUGCGGGGGGCGUGCGGGGAGGUCUGCGGCAGGGUGCGGGGCUGGGCGCUCACCCGCCAGCAGCUCCGCGCCCUCUUCAUCAAGAGGAUGCUCCACGCCCGACGCAGCACCCGGGGCUUCUUCGCGCAGAUCGUCCUGCCCGCCGUGUUCGUCUGCAUCGCGCUGCUCUUCAGCCUCAUCGUGCCGCCUUUCGGGACGUACCCGCCGCUGCGGCUCCAGCCCUGGAUGUACGGGCACCAGCUCACCUUCUUCAGCAACGAUGCCCCGGGGGACCCCGACACGGCUCAGCUCCUGGCUGCUCUGCUGGCCGAGCCAGGCUUUGGCACCAAGUGCAUGAAGGAUGCUGGCGAGAUGACAGAGCCGUGCCCACCAGCUUCCCACCCCGAUGGCUUCUCACCCCCCCUGGUCUCCCCAGCCUUGCUGGAAGCCCUGCAAAGCAGGAACUGGACUCAGGCUGAGCCAUCCCCACCAUGCCAGUGCAGUGGGCCAGGGGCUCACAGGAUGCUGCCCAACUGCCCUGAGGGGGCUGGGGGGCUCCCACCACCCCAGGUGCAGAGGGGCACAGGUGACAUCCUGCAGAACCUGACGGGCCGGAACAUCUCUGACUACCUGGUGAAGACCUACCCCCAGAUCAUCCGUCAGGAGCUGAGGAACAAGAAGUGGGUGAAUGAGCAGAGGUAUGGUGGCUUUUCUCUGGGUGCUGGUGGCUCUCAGGCGCUGCCAUCAGCAGUGGAGGUGGAUGAGGCUGUGCUGGAGCUCCGGGCACUGUUCAAUGUCACCCCGGGCAGCCCCUCAGACCGGCUCCUGGGCAACCUCAGCCGCUUCAUCGAGGGCUUGGAUGCUCGCAAGAACAUCAAGGUGUGGUUCAACAACAAGGGCUGGCAUGCCAUGGUCUCCUUCCUCAACGUGGCCAGCAACGGGCUCCUGCGUGCCCGGCUGCCAGCCAGCACUGACCCCACGCUCUACGGCAUCACGGCCACCAACCACCCGCUCAACCUCACCAAGGAGCAGCUCUCAGAGGCCGCCCUGAUGGCCACCUCGGUGGAUGUGCUGGUCUCCAUCUGUGUGAUCUUCGCCAUGUCCUUCGUCCCGGCCAGCUUCGUGCUCUUCCUCAUCGAGGAGAGGGUCAGCAAGGCCAAGCACCUGCAGUUUGUCAGUGGGAUGAAGCCCAUCACUUACUGGAUGGGCAACUUCGCCUGGGACAUGUGCAACUACCUCGUCCCUGCCCUGCUGGUCGUCCUCAUCUUCCUCUGCUUCCAGCAGAAGUCCUAUGUGUCCUCUGCCAACCUGCCCUCCCUGGUGCUGCUGCUGCUGCUCUACGGCUGGUCCACCACUCCCCUGAUGUACCCAGCCUCCUUCCUCUUCAGCAUCCCCAGCACUGCCUACGUGGCCCUGACGUGCAUCAACCUCUUCAUUGGCAUCAACGGCAGCGUGGCCACCUUUGUGCUGGAGCUCUUUGUAGACCAGAACCUCAACGACAUCAACCGCGUCCUGAAGAAAGUUUUCCUCAUCUUCCCCCACUUCUGCCUGGGCCGAGGCCUCAUUGACAUGGUGAAGAACCAGGCGAUGGCUGAUGCCUUCGAGAGGUUUGGGGACAAUCGCUUCGUGUCCCCCAUGUCCUGGGACCUGGCAGGGAAGAACAUGUUUGCCAUGGCCGUUGAGGGCAUCAUCUUCUUCCUCUUCACCCUCCUGCUGCAAUACCGCUUCUUCCUGAGGCUCGGACCACGGGCUCUGCAGUUGCCCUCGCUGGGGGAGGAGGACGAGGACGUGGCCAGGGAGAGGGUGACAGUGGGCAGCAGCGUCCCACAAAGCCACCUCCUGCUGCUGAAGGACCUGACCAAGGUAUAUCGGCACAGGAAGGCUCCGGCCGUGUCUCGGCUCUGCGUGGCCAUUCCCCCCGGGGAGUGCUUUGGCCUCCUGGGGGUGAAUGGGGCAGGGAAGACCACCACCUUCAAGAUGCUGACGGGGGACACGAAGGUGACGAUGGGGGAGGCCUGGCUGAAAGGGCACAGUGUGCUCACAGACCUUCAGGCCGUCCGCCAGCACAUGGGCUACUGCCCCCAGUUCGAUGCCAUCACAGACCUGCUGACUGGGAGGGAGCACCUGGAGUUUUACAGCCGCCUGCGUGGGGUCCCAGAGGAGGAGAUCCCCAGGGUUGCUCAGUGUGGCAUCGCCAAGCUGGGGCUGGAGCCACACGCAGACCGGCCAGCAGGCAGGUACAGCGGGGGCAACAAGCGCAAGCUCUCCACGGCCAUUGCCCUCCUUGGCUCCCCACCUGUCGUCUUCCUGGAUGAGCCCACAACAGGGAUGGACCCACGAGCCCGACGGUUCCUGUGGGAUUGUAUCCUCAACGUCAUCCGGGAGGGCAGAGCCGUGGUGCUCACGUCCCACAGCAUGGAGGAGUGUGAGGCACUGUGCACCAGGAUGGCCAUCAUGGUCAACGGCCGGUUCCGCUGCCUGGGCAGCGUCCAGCACCUCAAGAACAGGUUUGGGGACGGCUACACGGUGAUGGUGCGGGUGGGCAGCCCAGGGCCCGAGCUGGUGGAGAGCCUGAUGCAGCGUCACUUCCCUGGCAUCGUGCUGAAGGAGCGGCACGGGGGGCUGCUGCAGUACCAGCUGCCCUCCCGUGCCGCCUCCCUGGCCAGUGUCUUCAGCGUCCUGGCAGCCCACCGUGGCCCCUGCCACAUCGAGGACUAUUCCGUGUCCCAGACCACCCUCGACCAGGUCUUUGUGCACUUUGCCAGGGAGCAGAGUGAUGAGGAUGCCGAGGUGACCACAGCCCCAGGGCAGGAUUUGGCCGCAGCAGCACCCAGCCCUGGGAGGAAGCUGUCACUGUUCCUGGAGGAUGACAGCUACCAGGAGAGCGCUGUCUGAGCGGGGCCACAGUGCUGGGGCUGGCCCUGGCACCCCGACUGCUCUUGGCUAGAGCAGGGAGAGCAAUGAAAUAAAGACCCAUGGUACUGCC